Lymnaea stagnalis (great pond snail) is the source of this 7489-nucleotide messenger RNA. The record is from the annotation of a GenBank genome assembly. NCBI's taxonomy places the organism in Eukaryota, Metazoa, Mollusca, Gastropoda, Lymnaeidae.
ACCAUGUUCAUGGAUUUUCGAACAAUUUCUUCGGUCACAAAACGGGCAACUUUCUAACCGUGGCUAUUGUCAGUGACAGUGUGACCAGCUCCUAUUCAUAAAAAAAAAUUAUGAAAAUGCUUUUAUGACUAUGAGUAAAUAGUAGUAUGAGUAUAGUAUGACUAAGACUACUAUAUGAGUAUCAGAGUAUGAUUGCCUGGCUUAUGAAUAACAUCGCUUUGAAUUCGGAUUUAUUCAACUUAAGGCUUUAUAAUAUUAUUGAAGUUAUGGCUUAUUACCUUUUAAAAAGUUUUUGUGAUACUGAAAACUUAAAGAGAUACACUCAUCAAUAAUAAAUCUUUAUUACCCAAGCCCAAUGCUGAUAAUAAAUGAUAAAAUGAUUCAUUGCGACUCAUGAUUAUGAUUACAAAUUUGAAAUGAUGUAGUCUUAAAUGUAGCUGAUUGAAGUUUAGAUGCAAAUUGAGUUGAGAGUAAACUUUGCACUGAUAGCUUUCUCUACUUCCUUAUUCUUAAGCAGAGUUUUAAACUAUUUAAAGGGUUCUUCAAAUUAUUUCUCUGCACUUGUCUGAAUCAAACUCUUUUAAAUUAAAGUUGUUUUACAGUUAUUAAGUUAUUAGAUGUAGUCUAACAAUUGGCAAUCCUCCAAAGUCCCUUUCAAAAUUAUUUUGUUAGAAAAUAGCAGAAAUGUAAGUCAUAGCUUCUGCAAAUAACUGUCGCUUUACAAACCAUUUAGUAAAUACUAAAUGUUGUAAUUGGUGCAUAGCAUUUGCAAAUAGCAGCAGAAAACGUUCUGCUUGUGACCGUUGCGCAACUGAAACCCCCCAAUUAGCUGGAAAACAGACCUUGACUAGUACCACUCUGAUGGCGGAGUUUAUGUUUUGCUUGCAUCCAAAGUCCUUCAAUAGUUUCUGUGUGAAUUUUCUGGUCUACUGAAUCGACAAAUUCAUGCGCGUGCACAAUGACAGCGUGAGCAUAAAUCCUAUUGUUAGCUGAAGGACAUUUUGAUAUCCUUGCAAAGCGACGAUAGUUGUCCCUCGUAACACAAUUCAUAAUCAACACGUCUCUGUCCAUGGUGAUAUUUUCUAUGGAAAAAGUAACUCGCAUCCAUCUCAACAAAAACAGAUUGGCCGUUUGCAUCGAAGCCUCCCAGCAGUUGAUUGGUUGUCAGCAUCCAUUACAGCAUUCCUGACGAAGAUAGUUGUUAUAGUUGACGCCGAUAGUGUCCCAGCUAACCAGACACUCGAACAACAUAACGUGUUUACACUUGACUUUGUAAACCUAAGAAUACAUGAUAAUAACUAUUUUUUCAGUUUUUAGAUGGCAGUUGGCAAAGAAUGACCCGGUUCUAACACUACUGUGGGUGUAGCAUGGGUGAUAACGCCACGAAAAACCGUAGUUGCAUUCUGCACGAGCGACUAACGCCAUAGGACGCCUGCUUGUUCCAAAAUUAACGUUGUUUCUGAUCAAGGGGUGUCGGGCCAGCCACUCCAACCAUUCACGCAUUACAGCAUAAAACUCACACAGAGUAUCUUCAAUUCUGCCUAGCUGUGCUGCUGGCAAAAUAACCCAACUAAUGCUUAUCGGUGCGGCUGGUCUACUGCCAUAAUCUAACAAAUUUAUUGAAAUAUAAGCAAACAUGAAUUUCAAAACAAAAGUAAGGAGUAAUCUUUGGAAAUAAUUUGGGACCGGACUUCGGAGGAUUGCCUAACAAUCAUAUAUACCUAUUUUGUCACAAAUAAUUGAUGAACAUCCUGAGCUGGCUAAGCAAGCAGUAAAAAACUUAAUUUUUAGAUAAGUGUAUACAUUGCACAGCAACAAAGACAAGAGCAGUUUAGAGUGCUAAGAAUACUAAGCUGACAAGCAUUUGUGUAAUUCUUGAUUAUUUAGAUUUAAAAUGCCUUGCUAUCAAAAGAAAAAAAGGCUAAUUCUGGUGAUUAAUUACCUUUAAAAGAUAUCUUUAUCACAUUAUCUAGUGUUUUAUGAUAAAAAAUGUCCUUUUGAGAAAAAAACCUUUUUGUUUUUCCUAACCCAUAUUCCAUUAUUUGGGUUCUUUGAAAGAUAUCAGCUUUAAGAGUUCAAAGUCUGUGUAAUGUUAACCAUUGAUAAACUACUUUAUUAUUCUUUGGACCUAUUCAGUACAAAUUGUUUUACCAAUUUUUUUAUAAAAAGCUUAGUUAUUCAAGUGUGGCUGAGUCAGCUGACAAAUCACAUGUGUGGAAGUGGAUUUUUAGCUGGGCCUAAAUCACAAAAUUGUUCCUCCUAGAAAUUACAAAAAUAUUGUAAAUGAAUAUCUGAGCUGUACUGCAAGUUCUGAUUUUACAGGGACUCCCAACAGUCAUUAAACAAAGACAAUAUUCAUAAGAAAUUAUCAAAAGUUAUAACAUUUUAUAAUUGUUUUUUUUCAUGUACACAAGUUCCCACUCCUUUCCACUUUGGUCUUCAAAAACAGGUAAAAAGAGGAUAAGAUGUCAUUGACUAGGAUAAUCAUUGGAAAACUCCACCGGCAGUGGAUUACUUAUAUGAUGUCGUUUAGAUAUGGAAGAUGGACACUUCGCAGGGUUCUUGUUGGAUCAUUAGGCUUGUCUUUUCUUGGAAUUGGCAUUUUUGCUUUUUGUAAGAUUAAAAAUAAUUUCAAAUUCUUAUAAUCAAGAGCAAAAAAAUUACACAAAAUUCAUACAAAUCAAAAUAAUAUUAAGUUAAUAAAAUGUCAACUCAAAAUGUAGUGUAAAAAAAGUGUUGUUUAUUUAUCCAUUAGAAAAUUAUUGUUUUUUUACAAGAAAUUUUGAUAAGCGUUAUUAUAACAAAAGAAUACACCGGUCUGAAACAUUUGAAAGAAAGACUACUUUAUGAUUAUGCUUUUGACUAUUUCAUCUCAUCUAAUUCUGCAAUGCAUAAUAUUUUUUUAUAUUGCUCUCUUUUAACUAGAUAGUAUUGUUUUUACUCUUGAGCUUCUUCCAUGGAAUCCACGAGUGGUAAUGUUGUUGUCCUGCAUAAUUUAGUAAUUAUUAGGUUAUGUGAUGUGUUUACAUCAAAUACCAUAUAUUAAAUUGUGUUGAAAAUUUAAAAAAUUUAACUUGAGGUUGAAAAUUCUUACAGAUUCAUAUUUACUUCCAAAUUUUGAUAGCUGUCAUUGUCAUAUCAGCAUAUUUGUGCUAACUUAAUGACUUGUUUUUUUUUCUUUAAAUAUAAAGACUAUACAUAAUGUUUAGUAAAAUUUCAGUUAAAAUGUUUGUUCUGCCUCCUAGAAUAUGUGGUGUGACACUGAAAAAGUACCUGAAUACAUGCUUCAAGCAGCACCAGAUGAGAUGACAGUUGUUACUAUGUUUAUUGAUCUGGGUGUAUUCAAAAAAGGGGAACAACCAUUGGCCUAUCACUCGCCUUACAAGUACAAGAGAUGGAUGCGAACAUUUGGAAAGAUGGUCAAUCGUGUUGUGGCUUAUAUUGAAAAUGAAGAAGACAUUGAAUAUUUCAAGUAUGUCUUUCCUUAACUACAAUUUGUUGUAAUGAUUGCUAUUUUAUUUGUAUUGUUCUAUGUAUUUUUAUGCUUGCUUCAUGGCUUUUUCUUCUCUUUAUUUUCUUUAGGAAAAUUAGGUCCUGCCUACCCCCCAGUCAUACAAAAGUCAUUAAAAUUCACAGAGAAGAACUGCCAUCAUUUAAAUACCUUGCUCAAAUCAAAAGUAUUUACAGCCUACCGUCUUAUCCCAAAUACCACCCAAACACAGUGUAUCCAGAGUAUUCAUGUGCCAUGCAUGCCAAAUAUGAUGUUUUGCAGCGUUCCUGUAUCAUGGAUUUUUUCAAUACUCCAUACAUUGCAUGGGUGGAUAUUGGUUUAUUCAGAUCCCUGGACGGAACAGAUUAUCCUUUAUUUAAGCUGGUCCCACCUGACAAAUUUAACCCUGAGAGAGUUGGAUUUAGCCAGGCCUGGCCCCAGGAUCCAGUAUUUACACCAGAAUUUGUCUUGAAGAACAAAUUAGUUUGGGUGUCUGGAAGUAUGGUUCUUGCAACUAAAGAGGUGAGCUUUUAUACUUUAUCUGAAGUAAUUCUUAUGAAACAGUUAAAAAAUAUAAAAGUAUAUUACUAUCGAAGCACUAAUGUGUUGCACUAUAGAAAAUGUCUUGUUGAAAGCUUUCAGUGAUUUCAGAACAACAAAUUAAACUUGUGUAAAAACAAGUGCACAAUUUAUCAUAAGUAUAAAUCUGAGAUUUAAAAACAAAAGCGAUAAUAACCUCUUAUUUUAUCUUCUUUAUUUUUAAUUCCUGAACUUUUUGUGUGUGCAUAUUUAAGCUAUUAAAAAAAAAUUUAAGAACUUUCACAAUAGAGAACAUUUGCUAAUUGCAAAUUAAAAGAUGGUUGUAACAAAUAUUUUUGUCAAAUAAAAAGUUUAAAAAAUUGGAUGUGUCUAUUAAAAAAUAAUUAACUUAUUUUCACAGUUCCAGUUUGUCUAUAAAAUAGUAGUCGCCAUUGAAUAGAAUAAAUAAGUGAUAGCUGCCAUUAUCUCUUAUUUAUUCUGUUGGCUUUAUUAUGAUAUUCAAAAGGGACAAUUAAUAAAUGUUUACUUAAAUUUUUACUUGGACAUGAAACCAAAUUUUUUUGGGGGACUUGAUUUGAUAAUCUUCCACAAAAUAAUUAAGUUAGGUAUAGGUGGGCAUCUCAGGUAUCUUUAUACAUGAGAACUUGUAUCAUUAAAGGGAGAAAAGAAAAACUAAGAGAAACUUGACAAGCCUUACACAUUUCUUAUGACAUAAAUCAUGAGAUAGAGCAUUUUGAGACUAUUGAUGACAGCAGAGAUGAUAUAAAAAGCACAAUGUCCGCUUAUUGGGUCAGUGCAUAAGUGACCACAAAUGUCUCAACGAAAAAAUACUUUUUCUUUUUCUCAAUUGUGAUAUUUAACAAAAAUUUACUCAAAUAACAUAUGUAAUUUAUAUUGGGGAGGGAGGGGGAUUUUGAUAAAACUUAGGACCUCUGCAGGUCUUAAUCUGGUACUUACGCCUGUACUAUUAAAUAGUGUUAACAACAUAUUUGACUGAGCAACUGUAACAUAUGUAUUUCUUUGUGCUAGUUACAUGUCUGGAUACAAUACAUUUGAAUGAACAUCUGCUUGCUGCCCUAGCUAAACAUUUCUAUAAAUUAGCUCCAUCAAUACCUAAGUUAAACCGUGUACUAAUGCGUACAAUGUGAACCACGUAUAAUGCAAACCCCUAAAUUUUGGUUUGGAAAAAAAGCCCUAAAAUGCCAUGUCCUUGUAUAAUGCGAACUAUUAAUUUUUUCUGUAAUAAUAUAAUACAAAAGAACUAUAUAUUCAUUUUUAUAAAAAAUGUUAAAAUCCUUCAAAUUGUUAUAAUAUUUAAAAUGAACUUUGGUCAUAAGGCAUACUGAUACAGCUACAGAUAUCCCAAAAAAAGGGGAGCUAUUUACAUUACUGUUGUUAUGAGGAGAUACGAUGCCCGCUCUGUCCGGAAUGCAAGUGGGCUAAGAUGAUUUAGUUGUAUAGGUAUAAGUAUAUAUUGUUUACCUGCAAUGCAAAAUUUCUUACAGGGGCAUCUCGUAUAAACUCCUUUUAGGUAGAAAUUUUUACCCAAAAUUUGUCACAUUAUACGCAGUACUGUCUCACUGAGUGUAUUCUCUUUCAAAGUUCACUGUCUCAGUCUCAAAGUCUGUAAAUCCAUCAAUAUGAUUUAGUGCGCUUCGAGCCUUUGGGGAUGAAGUGUGAUUUUCAAAUAAACUUUAUUAUUAUUAUUAUUAUUACUGUACGAUACUUAAGUUAAAACUACCUCACAUUAAUACACAAAUUAAUUCCGUCCUCUGGCUAAUAACCUAUAUUUCUAUUUUGUUCUGUGCUUAUCCUAUGUAAUGUGUUAUUAAGUGGUUUUCAAUAAUUUAUAAUGAUACAUGCAAAUAAAUGAAAAUAUCACAAUAAUAAAUCAAAAUUGUGUAAAUAUGUUUAUCAAAUGGUUGCUUGAUUUUUUUUACCAUUAAUUUUUACUUUCAGUACAUGCUGAAUUUCACUAGAGAUUACAAAGAAGCUGUGAACGAGCUGCUGGAUCAGGGACUAUCUAACACUGACCAAGAGGUCAUCUAUGCAAUGUACUCUGCCAAAAUGCGAAAGGCUCAUUAUGUAAAAAUAAAAACGUAUCUCUGCCAUCCAGGACAACUGGGAUUAUUUGGACCAGCAUCCCGCUACUUCUGCCUAGGCUAUGUUUGUAAAAAUGCUUGGGACAAGAGAGUACCGCACAUCAGGAAUAAAAUUUCAGGUGUUGCCAGAGAUCAUAGAUAAUAUUUGUUAACUAGUAGUUGGAGAUGUGGCUUACUAUUUGUUGCUAUUUCUGUUGAUGUUUUGCUAUUUUUAGUAAUUAGGCUUGGAUUGGACUCACAUUUAGUCAGAUAUUUAAAGUUUGGCAAUGGCUUAUGGGAAGACACACAUAACAAAAACCAUUCCAUUAAUGCAUUAAUACUCUGAGAGCAGGCACAAGUCAAAAGAUGUUAUUAGAUCAUUUUGAAUUUGAACUUCUUCUAUAUUUAGGGCCCACAAUCAAUUUAUUGAUCAUUCUGGCUCCUAUGUAUGUAACUUUUUUUGGUUCUAAUGUGGAAAAAAAAAGGGCUUUAAAAGUCAUUUGUUUUUAAAACUUGUAAUUUAUGUAAGUUUAUGUAUUGAAUGAAUAUAUAUUAUUAUUGUUGAUGUUUUGCUAUUUUUAGUAAUUAGGCUUGGAUUGGACUCAAAUUUAGUCAGAUAUUUAUAGUUUGGCAUUGGCUUAUGGGAAGACACACAUAACAAAAACCAUUCCAUUAAUGCAUUAAUACUCUGAGGGCAGGCACAAGUCAAAGGAUGUUAUUAGAUAAUUUUGAAUUUGAACUUCUUCUAUAUUAAGGGCCCACAAUCAAUUUAUUGAUCAUUCUGGCUCCUAUGUAUGUAACUUUUUUUUGUUCUAAUGUGGAAAAAAACAGGUCUUUAUAAGUCAUUUGUUUUUAAAACUUGUGUUUUAUGUUAGUUUAUGUAUUGAAUGAAUAUAUAUUAUUAUUGUUGAUGUUUUGCUAUUUUUAGUAAUUAGGCUUGGAUCGGACUCAAAUUUAGUCAGAUAUUUAAAGUUUGGCAAUGGCUUAUGGGAAGACACAUAAACAUAAAAAAAAAACCAUUCCAUUAAUGCAUUAAUACUCUGAGAGCAGGCACAUGUCAAAGGAUGUUAUUAGAUCAUUUUGAAUUUGAACUUCUUCUAUAUUAAGGGCCCACAAUCAAUUUAUUGAUCAUUCUGGCUCCUGUGUAUGUAAAUUUUUUGUGCUCUAAUGGGGAAAAAAAAAGGGCUUUAUAAGUCAUUUGUUUUUAAAACUUGUAUUUUAUGUAAGUUUAUGUUUUGAAUGAAUAUAUAUUUUUACACUCUCCUGAAGCAACUGAUCUACAUAGAUGUGUAUAAAUUGGUUAUCUAUAUGUACAAAUUGGUAUGGACAUUUAUUUUGUAACACACUUACAAUAUUAACAAUAUAUAUUUGAACUGAU